GCACCGUGGCAUUAUGGGAGAGAGAUGAUUGAUACGGCGGCCAUUUUGGCUCCGUGCUUCCAUUGUGUGAUAGUAAAUAUCUGCUACAACCACAACACUUGUAUCCUUGUGGAGGGAAAAAUAGAAAUACAACGUUAAUUUCACCUAGGGUGAUUUUGCGUCGUCAUGGCCCGUACCAAGCAGACCGCUCGUAAAUCCACUGGAGGAAAGGCUCCUCGUAAGCAGCUGGCCACCAAAGCGGCCCGGAAAAGCGCCCCCUCCACCGGUGGUGUCAAGAAGCCUCAUCGCUACAGGCCCGGUACUGUAGCUUUGAGAGAAAUCCGUCGGUACCAGAAGUCCACUGAGCUGCUGAUCCGUAAGCUGCCGUUCCAGCGCCUGGUGAGAGAGAUCGCUCAGGACUUCAAGACUGACCUGCGUUUCCAGAGUGCAGCCAUUGGAGCUCUACAGGAGGCCAGCGAGGCGUACCUGGUGGGUCUGUUUGAGGACACAAACCUGUGCGCCAUCCACGCCAAGCGUGUCACCAUCAUGCCCAAAGACAUCCAGCUGGCGCGUCGUAUCCGCGGGGAGCGCGCUUAAAACGGCCUCCCUAAUGUUUUGGCUCUGUCUGGUUUUUCUUUGCCUUUUUCCGGCCCUUACUCCUCCCUUUUGACCCGCCCCACUCCCACUCCGCCCAGCUUCUCUGUCGACUUUAGAGUAAUCGUCAUGAUGAAGAGAUAGAAACAUGUUGAAGUCUGGUCUCUUAGGUUACUUUUUGUUGUCUUCACCAAAUGUUUAUCGGGUACCUCUUUCCAUGCAUGUAAAAGGCUUGGCAGAUCAGAUACACACACACACACUCAAAUGCGAAUGGUUGCACAGGGUUUGGGUGGCAACAGAGCUGAAGCAGAGCGCGGAGGCCGCGGGACUAGUCUGCUUAAGGGGAGCUGCAACUUCCACAGCAGGGUGCUAUUAAAACUAGUCCCGAGUCCUCUUUCUCCUCCCCUCCUGCUCACCCCGUGACCACCGUACCCCUGCGGUCAUAACGGCUCACUCACCUUCUCCAGCCUCCUGCUUCACCUCUGGCACUGGGACAGGACGGCGGUCUGUGUGUGUGGAUCUGAGCUCUGAUGUUCCAAACCUCUACAAUCUUUCAGUUUCUUGAGGAUAUUGUUUAUGCUUGUGGAUAUGGUGAUUUAUUUUUUUUUUGGACACAUAUAAUUCAUAAGUGAGAAUUUCUUAUUUUUUCCCACUUCUAAAGUAACAAAAACCAACUAACAGGUAUUGUUAACAUAGUAAACUUUUUUUUUUUACUGAUUGAUUUAGAAAAUCAGGAAGGGCUUCUGAUCCCAGGACAACGUUUAUUCUAAUGGCAGCCACACGGGGGCGAUCAUUUACCAUCACCUCCAGUUCAUUUGCUCUCAGUCGUCACAUGUACUUUUUUGUUCCAACGGUAUGUUGACAUUAUAGCAGAAUUUCUACGCUGCAUGUUUAGCCUCUGUGUGUGUUCUCUGUAGAUCUGAGCGUAUAAUCUAUCCCCUCUCAAAUUUUGUGAUACACAAUAUAACCUCAUAUUUGUUUUCUUUUAUAUUUUUCUUAUUCCUUGAGAUUUUCAGACGUAUAAAUAUGCUGAUCUUUGUAUUUUCCAAAUUUCCCAUAUUCUGGUGGUAAUAAAUAGGUGUUAAAACAAA
Molecule: messenger RNA, 1664 nt
Organism: Thalassophryne amazonica
Lineage: Eukaryota; Metazoa; Chordata; Actinopteri; Batrachoidiformes; Batrachoididae
Gene: h3f3c
Product: H3 histone, family 3C
Exons: 4
Coding region: 166-576 (136 amino acids)
Cellular component (GO): nucleosome
Molecular function (GO): structural constituent of chromatin; DNA binding; protein heterodimerization activity
Source: RefSeq, a predicted model, not a curated record